Giardia duodenalis is the source of this 597-nucleotide messenger RNA. RefSeq lists its product as uncharacterized. Bases 1 to 597 code for a protein of 198 amino acids. The transcript has a single exon. NCBI's taxonomy places the organism in Eukaryota, Fornicata, Diplomonadida, Hexamitidae. The record is from RefSeq and is a predicted model, not a curated record.
AUGUCUAAGGCGGCUCCGCAAGCUAGAAAGAUAACACAUUCUGAGGUUUUUCUUAAGGCAGAGAAGCUGGGACAGAUUGUCCGUAAUCAGCGCGGGGCUGUCACGGCUGACACAAUAAGAAAUGUUUUCGAAUACCUUGACUUCGACAACAAGCGCUACAUAACAAUUCCCGUUCUAACAGGGUUCCUUACACAGUGCGAAGUCGUUGCAGAUGAUGUCUCUGUCUAUAAUGAAAUCUUGCGCUAUCGUGAGUCUCGAAUAAAGAAAGACGAGUAUUUUGAAAAGCCUUCGAUGGCCAAAGUGAUGAUUUCUCUAGAGGAGUUCUCAUAUUUCAUGCUGUGCUCCACAUUUACCAGCAAAGAGCUCCAGCCCAUUCGGGAGUCAUUUGAGUUGCUAGAGAAGAUUACGCCGUCUCUGCGUGCUGACCAGCCAGGAACCCUUAAAACUAACAUUCUAUUUAGAGAGCUACAGUUCUGGGGAAUUAUGACCCAAGAUGAAAUAGAACAAAUAAGGCCCUUUUUUGGCAUACUCCCAGACAGAAAAACAAUGGAUGUUAUCAACGCCGAGAAGAUUCUGGCCCGGGUUUGUCUGGAUUGA